Molecule: messenger RNA, 477 nt
Organism: Cylicostephanus goldi
Lineage: Eukaryota; Metazoa; Nematoda; Chromadorea; Rhabditida; Strongylidae
Source: the annotation of a GenBank genome assembly
AUGUGUGCUCCAGAAGCUGCGCCUGUUAUCAAAUCGUUUUCUCCUGAACUAAUUGUUUACCCCGGUCUUGACCCUGAUGCGGUUCUACCAAAACUUGAAAGAGUUGACGCCAUAGUUUUGGGGCCUGGCUUGGGUCGCAGCCCACAUGUUGCUCCCCUAUUUGAUAAAGUUGUAGACUUCGUCAUAAAGAAAAAUCUCCCUAUGGUUAUGGAUGCGGACGGGCUUUGGUUCCUCAAUGAGUCGAUACGUAAAGGUAUCAAGCCCUUACCUUCGGCAAUCUUGACACCAAACAUGGUAGAGUUCUCAAGAUUAUGCGAAUCUGCUUUGGACGAACAUGAUGUUCUCGAGAUAAAAGAUCAGUCAAAACUAGAGGAUCUGGCUUCACGUUUGAGUACUCGCCUAGGCACAUCGCUGUUUGUCAAGGGGAAAGUGGAUAUCAUCACAAAUCCAGAUGGAAAAGUCACGAAUCAUAUCUAG